UUAUACAAGUGUAUCUUCGUGUGUGUGUUUUUGAGAGAGUGCCAACGCGAUCAAUGGCUGCGGCGGACGGAGAGGGACACACGAGCGGCAGGAUGAUUGCUCAGGGCUACAGGGUGCUUGAUGAGCGACGGCACGCGGUGGACUACCGCCGAAGCGUGUGGGGGGACUACUUCAUCCAAAACCCUACGCUGCCCCAUACCCACGAGAACUCCAUUGAUUGGAUGACUGAAAGACGCGACAAACUGAUACUGGAGACAAGGGAGAUGUUCCUCGGCUUGCAGGAUCCAGCAGCUGAAAUGAAGAUGAUCGAUGCACUUCAGCGUCUUGGAGUUCGGUACCAUUUCAAAGAAGAAAUCGACUUGAAACUGCAAAAGCUUUCCUCCCAAAAGUUUGGUAACGAAAAUCUCCACGAUAUUUCCCUUCAGUUUAGGCUGCUGAGGCAAGACCGGUUCUACAUGUCUUGCGAUGUAUUCCAGAGCUUCAUAGACAACCAAGAAUACCUCAAUGCUAAGUUGCAAAAUGACGUACGUGCAUUGCUUGCACUCUACGAGGCCGCUCACCUUGGCACACCAAAUGAACAAUUUCUAAAAGAUUCCCGAAGGCAAACUACGAGUCUCCUAAAAACAUUGGUCAGACAUCUUGAAAAGCCACUGUCAGGUAAAGUAAAGCAUGCUCUCGAGACGCCAUCUUUCCGUAGGAUGAAGAGACUGGAGGCUAGGCUCUAUAUCCCUCUGUACGAGGAGGAUAAGGAGGAGUGCAACCAGAUCAUACUUGAACUCGCGAAGCUAGAUUUUUAUUUGCUCCAACGCACUCACCGUCAAGAAGUCACGGAAGUGUGCAAGUGGUAUUAUGGACUGGAAUCCCCACGCAAAUUAUUCUAUGCAAGGCAUAGACCAGUAGAGGCAUACUUUUGGGCACUGGGAGUAUAUUACGAACCCCAAUAUGCCAAGUCCAGAAAGUUGCUAGCAAAAUUUAUAUCAACAAUUACACCAUAUGAUGACACCGUUGACAACCAUGGCAUAUGGGAAGAGCUGCAACCCUUUGCCGAUGUGAUGCAAAGGUGGGAUAUGAAGGAAGUUGAACAACUUGGAGAAUACUACAAAGACUAUGCAAAAUUUAUGUUUGGCACCAUGAUUGAAAUAGAGAACGCACUUCCGAAAGAAAUAUCAAAAAUCAAUGUCAACUUUAUCAAAGAUAUCACAAAUGAAGUAUGCAAAGGUUACAUGACUGAAAUUAUCUGGAGAGAUAGCAAAUAUGUUCCUCCCAUGGAGGAGCAUUUGAAUGUCACACUAAUUAUAUGCUUCUACUGGGCUAUUUGUUGCACUGCUUUUGUUGUCUUCGAAGAAGACGUUACAUAUGGGGUUCUUAAAUGGAUGUCAAAGUUUCCUCAGGUUGUGAAGGAUUCUUGUAUUAUAUGUCGACUAAUGGAUGACAUUGUUGCACAUGCGUUUGAAACAGAAAGAAAAAAUGUUGCCACUGCUGUAACAUGCUACAUGAAAGAGUAUGGAACAACAGAAGAGGUGGCAACUGAAGCGCUCUGGAACAUGGUAGAGAAUGCAUGGACUGAUAUGAACAAGGAGUAUCUCACUAUGACGUCAAUACCAUCUACCUUGAUUCUUCAUGUCAUAAAUCUUUCACGAAUGAUGGAGACAAUGUUUAGGGAAAUUGAUGGGUAUACAGACUCAGCAAUACUGGAAAAACAUAUAUCUUUGUUGGUUGAGAAGCCAAUCACUUUCUAAGGUACCAUUGCAAAUCAAAUAAUGUUAUUUUCCUCAAGCCAGAUGAUUAGGUGGCAAGACCUACUAUGUAUGUUUUCCAAUAAAGUUCAAGAUUGUUGUUAAGGCUUGCUAAAUGUCAUGGAUAGUGCCCUAGAGGUGACACUAUUUCCGCCUUGUACUCAUAAGUUAAGUCUAUGCAUGAACUAUUGCACUUGUGGCUGAA
Lolium perenne is the source of this 1941-nucleotide messenger RNA. Its product is annotated as probable terpene synthase 2. The record is from RefSeq and is a predicted model, not a curated record. Gene Ontology annotation, molecular function: magnesium ion binding; terpene synthase activity. NCBI's taxonomy places the organism in Eukaryota, Viridiplantae, Streptophyta, Magnoliopsida, Poales, Poaceae. Gene Ontology annotation, biological process: diterpenoid biosynthetic process.